Messenger RNA from Parnassius apollo (apollo), 1446 nucleotides. The record is from the annotation of a GenBank genome assembly. NCBI's taxonomy places the organism in Eukaryota, Metazoa, Arthropoda, Insecta, Lepidoptera, Papilionidae.
UUGCGCGUGGAAAACAACACAGCCGGAAAACUGAGCAGCGAGGUACAGUCCGAGGGUCUUCAGGUCUGUACCGUUUUUCCAUUCAAUCGUUUGUGUGUGUCAGACAGUAACUCCGGACUUAGAUUUUUAGUUGACACCGGUGCCAAUGUGUCUGUUUUACCAGCCGUGAGAAAAGAUCGUCUAAAUCAGUGUAGUGAAUAUAAAUUAUACGCAGCUAACGGCAAUGAAAUCGCAACUUACGGUACCAAGACAAUAGUGUUAAACUUAAACUUACGCCGACCUUAUCGUUGGGAAUUCGUUGUAGCAGAUGUCAAACAACCAAUUUUGGGCGCCGAUUUUUUAGCGUACCACAAACUAUUAGUUGAUUUAAACGCGCGUAAAUUAAUAGAUAAAACUACAGAAUUGAAUGUUUCGGCAUCUGUUGUCAAUGUAUCUCAACCUAGUGUUAAAACUAUUGAUGUAAAUCAUCCAUAUCAGGAUUUAUUGUUAAAGUAUCCGGACAUCACUAAACCAGCGUCAUUCCGAGAAACUGCGAAACACGAUGUCGUCCACUAUAUCGAGACCUCUGGCCCGCCCGUGCACGCGAAAGCGCGCCCGUUGCCACCUGACAGGUAUAAAAAAGUUAAAGAAGAAUUUCGCAUCAUGCAAGAACUGGGCAUCUGUCGUCCUUCAAAGAGCGCGUGGGCUAGUCCGCUCCAUGUAGUUCCUAAAAAGAAUGGAGAUAUAAGACCUUGUGGGGACUAUCGCCAGCUGAAUGCGAUAACAAAGCCCGACAGAUACCCGAUUCCUCGCUUGAACGAUUUUACUUUUAUUCUUCCGGAUAAAAAGAUAUUUUCAAAAUUAGACAUCAAUAGAAGUUAUCAUUUUAUACCUGUCGCACCAGGUGACGUGGAGAAAACCGCUAUCAUAACACCAUUCGGACUUUUCGAGUUUCCUCGAAUGACCUUCGGUUUGCGCGGAGCAGCACAAACCUUCCAGCGCUUUAUGAACUCCAUUUUACAAGGUCUUGAUUUUGUUUUUUGUUAUUUAGACGACUUACUUAUAACUAGUGACAACGAAGUUCAACACAGGCAACAUUUAGAAAUUAUUUUUAAAAGGCUUAAUAAAUAUGGAAUUUCAAUUAAUUUGGCAAAAUGUCGUUUCGGACAAACUAAACUAGAAUUUUUAGGACACGAGAUUAGUACCGACGGCGUCAGGCCGUUGCAAGAUAAGGUUCAGGCAAUUGUGGAAUUUUCGAAGCCGAAAACUGUCGCAGAACUAAGACGUUUUCUCGGUAUGGUCAAUUUUUAUCGAGCUCAUCUUCCCAACGCAACUUUAUAUCUAACAGAAUUAAAUAAAUAUCUUAAAGGUCAAAGAAAAAUGAUAAGACUCCCAUCGUCUGGACGGAUAGUGCGAACGAAGCAUUUACGCAAUGUAAGGCAGGUCUCACACAGGCCGCUACAUUGA